Messenger RNA from Homarus americanus (American lobster), 1522 nucleotides. RefSeq lists its product as uncharacterized. Bases 23 to 1147 code for a protein of 374 amino acids. Lineage: Eukaryota; Metazoa; Arthropoda; Malacostraca; Decapoda; Nephropidae. The transcript has 11 exons. The record is from RefSeq and is a predicted model, not a curated record.
UUACUUGAUCAACACUCACAAGAUGAACACCAACGUCCUUCUCCUCCCUCUCCUCUCCUGUUGUCUCUUGGUAGCUGCUGAUGUUACCAAGAUCCAGGUGGAGCGUAACGUCACCACUGAACUCAAGCUGAACAAUGGCAUAGCAUGGGGGGAGUGGGGGACAGUUGAGCUCUGUCCCUCAGGUAGCUACGCCCACGCCUUCGAGGUUAAGUUCCAGUCACCUGGGGGUACUGACGAGACAGCCCUUAACGCUGUCAAACUCUACUGUGCUACCGAGACGGAACAUGACGUUGAUUACGUGACCUCAGUAGUGGGCAUAGAAGGACAUUGGCAAGGUAUGCGUGUCUGCAGUGACGGUUUCCUGACGGGUAUGAGGGCAGAGGUGUUGGAGCCACAAGGUUUACUGCAUGACGACGUAGCGGUAGAAAACGUACAGGUGCAGUGUGAUUAUGACGACAAUGAAAUCCUAGAGGGCGUCGAAAACCUACCUAUGUUCACCCCGGGGAUAUACAGCGAGUGGGGUUACUGUGAUGCAGGCUCAGCCAUCUGUGGUCUCCAGGUGCGUUACGAGGCAGUGUCAAUUGGUGAUGACUCCGCUACAACAGAUCUGAUCAUGUUCUGUUCUGCCGUGUUAGGCCAGAGGGACAGGAUAGUGACCAAGUCCCUAGUCCUGGACAACGGCAUGGACUGGGGUAAAUGGGGCGAGGCUGAUUACUGUGACGAUGGCAGUUUUGCUUCCUUUAUGGAGGUUAAGUUGUACUGCGUCAAGCCUGACCUUCAUCCAACUAAUUACAUCAUCUCUACGGGAAGGCGUAACGGAGAGUGGAUGGGUAUGCGGUCGUGCAGUCGAGGCUUCCUGACGGGGUUGAGAGCGCAGGUGCUGGGUUACCAAGGUGUUGUGUUUGACGACGUGGCGGUCCAGGAUAUUCAGAUGGAGUGUAACUAUGGCGACGAAAUUAUUGAUGGCACCAAGACCUAUCACAAUUUUGGGAUCCCAAACGGUAACUGGGGUACCUGGGCCCGCUGUCCCAAUGGCUCUGCUAUCUGUGGCAUAGAGACGCGCCUUGAAGAUCCUAACUUGGUGACCGAUGACACAGCAGUUGACGACCUCUCCAUGUUCUGCUGCGCUCUCAACCCUACCGACUAACUCACACCCUUCUGCAGCAGUGUGAGCUUCUCUCUCCCUACUGUGACUCCUUCUGUCUACCUUCCCUACGCCUCCCACUACACACUACAGGAAAGAUACAGGUAUCAUUCACAAUAUUGUCUUUCUCUAAUGUUGCAAUGUUGCCUUGUGAGUUGCAAAUAGGAAAAGCGUAUGGGUCAGGUUGUCAUCAGGGAGAGAGGUUAGGGAAAGAUGGAAGGAAGGAAGGAAGGAAGGAAGGAUAGAGAGAGAGAGAGAGAGAGAGAAACGACUGGUUAUGCAAAAUGAAACCACCAAUAACAACCUUUUACUUCUGUUUAUUCUAACUUUUUUCUUAUAUACCAUUUAUAAAAUAAAUCUACAUCCAAAUAAAACAAA